Messenger RNA from Trematomus bernacchii (emerald rockcod), 2823 nucleotides. RefSeq names its product zinc finger MYM-type protein 1-like. The record is from RefSeq and is a predicted model, not a curated record. Gene Ontology annotation, molecular function: protein dimerization activity. The transcript has 3 exons. The coding region runs from base 109 to 2271 and encodes 720 amino acids. Lineage: Eukaryota; Metazoa; Chordata; Actinopteri; Perciformes; Nototheniidae.
AGUCAGUUUCCCCGGGCUUGAGUUUGUUUACAUGCUGUUCCAUGUUGAAUAAAAUACCAGCUUUGUAUUUUUACACACCGCCUCGGACUCCCGUCUCUCGGAACUUCAAUGGCGAUCAAUAUGGAGAAGGAAAAUUCAGUUAAAUCACUCAAAGAAACCCCUUUUAAUGGGAGGACACUGGAGGGAAAACUAAGAGUCAAAAAGCUUGGUCCUGAUCAGCCCGACAUCGCCAUUAGGCAGGAGUCAACGGACAGACGUAAGCAUUUUAAUCGCUGUUUCUCAAAGAGCUGGUUUAUCAAAAAGGCUUGGCUAACUGGCUGUAGCGACACCAGCACUUUAUUUUGCUUCCCCUGCCUCCUUUUCCGGACUUCUAGAUCAGACGUAGCAUGGACUCAGAAAGGUGUUAAUGACUUAAAACACCUAUCAGAGAAAGCAAAAAAGCAUGAACAAAGUAAAAUCCACAUGGAAAAUGCUAUGCAACUAGCCAUGUUUGGAAGAGUAAACAUAGCUGUCCAACUCGACGAAGACUACAGGAUAGGCAUCCGUAGACAUAACGAGGAGGUGGACAAAAACCGGCACAUCCUUUCUAAAAUAAUAGACUGUGUCAAGUUCUGUGGUGCCUUUGAGCUUGCCCUGCGUGGACAUGACGAGAGUGAAAGCUCAGAAAAUCCUGAUAUUUUUAGAGGGUUGGUGGAUUUUGUUGCAUCACUGGAUGUGGUUCUAAAAGAGCAUCUGCAGACUGCCACUGUGUUUAAGGGAACAUCUAAGACAAUACAAAAUGAACUCCUUGACUGUAUGCUAUCAGUUUUGAGAGAGUGCAUUUUGGAAGAAAUCAGGAGUGCAGACUUUGUCUCCAUCCAGGUUGAUGAAACAAUGGACAUUUCCACUCAGUGUCAACUCGUCCUUGUGAUCCGUUACAUUGACAAAGCCCAUGAUGUGCAAGAGAGGUUUUUCGAGUUUAUAUUUCUCCAGAGUGCCACAGCUGAUUCCAUCGCCACCGCACUUCUGGAUAGGUUGAGCUCCAUUCUCCCUGAUGACCAGAAGAGCAAGCUCAUUUCCCAGGCAUAUGAUGGUGCAAGUGUCAUGAGAGGAACCACAGGUGGUGUGCAGAAGAAGGUUCAAGACGUCUAUGUGAAUGCACACUAUGUCCACUGCUAUGCUCACCAACUAAACCUCAUCAUGCAGCAGGUGACAUCUCACAUCACCAGAGUGAGACAGUUCUUCUCUGACCUGGGUGGAAUCUCUGGUUUCUUUGCUAGAUCUCCCAAGAGAACCAACGUGCUCGAUAAAGUGGUGGCCCACAGACUCCCAAGAGCAUGCACGGUGAGAUGGAACUUCCACAGCUGUACUGUGAAGACUGUGUUUGAGCACAAAGAUGACCUCCUCCAGUGUUUUGAAACCAUCAGGGACUCCGGCGAAUUUGAUCCUAACACUACGAGAGAAGCUGGAGGCUUUGUGAGAAUACUGGAGGAUGAUACCUUCCGCUUCUUCCUGGAACUGUUCCAUCGCAUCAUGCCACAUGUGGAUGUUCUCUACAACCAGCUCCAGAAGCGGACCGUCAACUCAGUCUUUGUUCAGGGAAUCAUGCAGGAGUUCACGGACAACGUUAAAAAGAUCAGAGAUUCCUUCCCUACUUUCUGUGGAGAAUACAGCAGCUGUGCAUCUCAGCAGCAGCUGGGCAAGAAACGGCGCACACUGGGCCCAGGUGAACUUCAGAUGCUCGCUACAGAGGUCUGUGACACUAUCUUGGGCCAUACCAAACAGCGGUUCUCCUUCACCAAGCACCUGAUCAGUGCUACACUGCUGCAGGGAGACAAAUUCCAGCAGUACAACCGCCAUUUUCCUGAAGAAGCACUGGACACCACGGUGGAGGCUUACCCACUGCUGAACCAGAGCAAGCUGAAAAACGAACUGUCACUCAUCUACAGCAACGAUGAGUUUAAGAACUGCAGGGGUGCUGUGGCUCUGUACCAGCUCUUCAAGCAGAACAAUCUUCAGGACACCUUUUCAGAGACUGUGGCACUGCUGAAGAUCCAGAUCACCACUCCCAUGACCACGGAUGAAUCUGAGAGGUGCUUCUCAACACUGAAGAGAAUCAAGACCUUCCUCAGGAACACAAUGUCCAAGGAUCGUCUCAAUGCCUUGGCCAUGCUUUCUAUGGAGAGAAAACUUGUGAAAGACAUCCCUGACUUCAACCACAGAGUCAUGGACAAAUUUGCGUCCCUCAAGGGCAAAAUCUAUGUACAGAAAAUAGGUGCAGUUUUGGUAUAGUCCCACCUGGAAAAAGAUGCACCAGCCGCCAAUGUUCACAAUAGUCUCUUUGAGUGAAAAGUCUCGUCAUCUAUUGGAUAGAUUUGUACACGCAUUCAUUUACCAUUCAGGAUUCAUUGCUUAAAGGUCCCAUGUCAGGCUAAUAUGUCCUCAGUGAAAUCUUAAUUCCUCUGUAGUAUUCUUAUAUCUCAGACAAUACCAAGUAGUGAGAGAUAGAGGAAGAAAGAAAAUGUCAAAGCCUUCUAUGCUGUAGGCUUAGCGGUUCCAUGUAAAGGAACAGGAAGCAACUCUUGGGUUUCAUGUUUCAAGGAAUUGACAUUGCUCUUUUUACUCUAUUCAAAACCACACCAUGAUCCAAAGAGUGCUAUGUUAAAUGACAGUGUCUUUACUAUGUCAAAUUGUACGACUUUAAAAGGCACUGUGUUCCCUUGCCAGUCAGGUAUAGAGCUUGUCGAGACUUGGCACAGCCUAGCAACAGGAACAACUCCAUUAAUCACACUUUUGUACAGAAGUUGUAUAACCAUGAUCAAUUAAACUAUAAACAUCCUUUCA